AUGAGCGGCUGGCUGAACGCGAUCAAGACGGACGCCCCCGAGGCUCCCGUCGAGCCCAACGCGCCCUCCGCGCCGACGGCCUCGUCCUCGGUCACCAAAGUCGUCGUCGACACCAACGCCAUCGUGAAGGGAUUCCGACUCGAGCGCUUCGCCGACGAGGCGGUGACCAUCCCGGAGGUGCUCGCCGAGGUUCGCGACAGGCAGGCGCGUCACACGCUGACGACCCUCCCCUUCGAGCUGAAGGUCCAGGACCCCGACGCCGAUUCCAUCGCGGCGGUGCGGCGCUUCGCGAAGCUCACCGGCGACAUUGGCGCGCUCUCCGAACCCGACGUGCGAUGCAUCGCGCUCGCGUACAUGCUAGAGCGGGACGCGCACGGCACCGCGCACCUGCGCACGUCCCCAACGCCCGUCGUCCUGUCCAAGCACAAGCACAACAAGGCGUCGAAGAUGGCGGGUUGGGACUUCGUGCCGAACCAGGACGACUGGGCGGAGCUGGACGAGAUGAACGCCGAGGCGGAGGCGGCGGCCGAGGCGGUGGCUAAAAGGAUGGCCGCCGCGACGGUGGCGGAUGACACGUCCGGCACUCCCUCGCCGAAGCUCCCAAAGAGCGCGAGGAUCGCCGCGGAGGUGGCCGCGGAGGUGGCCGCGGAGAGGGGCGCGGGUUCGAUUCGCGGCGAGUCCGACGCGCCGGCCCACGCACCCGGAGGCGAUGAGUCACCGGCCGGUGAGUCACCGGGCGCCGCCGACGACGACGGGUGGGAGCGCAACGUCUCGAGGACGACCCGCGUUAAGCACGCCAAGCGCGAGCAACGACGAAGAGAGGCGGAGGAGGAGGCGAGACGUUUGGCGGAGGAGGAGGCGAGGAUGGAGGCGGAAAACGCGGAGAGACGGAGGGAGUUGGACGCCGCGGCGGAGGAGUCGGCGGCGUUUUUUAAGUCUGCGCCGGGAGCGGUGCCGGAGGGGGCGGAGGAGGAUGACGAGGAGGACGACGAGGGGGAGGGAGACGGGGAGGGGGAAGAAGGAGACGGCUCGGACGACGACAUCGUGCCGUUCGAGACGACGAUCUCCAGCGUCACCGCGGACUACGCCAUGCAGAACGUCAUCCUCCAGAUGAACAUGAAGCUUCUCACGCCGGAUGGAAUGAGAAUCACCAACCUUCGACGAUGGGUGCUCCGGUGCCACGCGUGCCAGGAGGUGACGCGGAACACCGAGCGCGUCUUCUGCCCCAAGUGUGGCAACGCGUCCCUGACCAAGGUGGAGCACACCGUCACCGCGGACGGCGUGGAGCAGUUUGGCGUGAGGCGCAAACACGUGCUCAAGGGAACGCGAUUCACGCUGCCGAUGCCCAAGGGCGGCCGCCGCGAGAAGGCUCCCAUCCUUCGCGAGGAUCAGCUCAUCGGGAUGCGCGCUCGCCGGAACAAAGACACCGACGUGGACGUGUUCGCCGCCGAGUAUAACGAGGAAUCCUUCGCGGGCGGGCGCGCGGUGAACGCGGGGGCGGCGCAUCUCUACGCGCAAAAGGAGCUGCUGGAGAAUGCGAGCGGCGGCAACCUGAAGAAGAACCCAAACGAGAGGCGGUUCGUGCGCACCAACCGCCGACGAAAGUGA
This is a messenger RNA of Micromonas commoda, 1608 nucleotides long. RefSeq lists its product with no specific name. The coding region runs from base 1 to 1608 and encodes 535 amino acids. Gene Ontology annotation, biological process: maturation of SSU-rRNA; ribosomal small subunit biogenesis. Gene Ontology annotation, molecular function: RNA endonuclease activity. NCBI's taxonomy places the organism in Eukaryota, Viridiplantae, Chlorophyta, Mamiellophyceae, Mamiellales, Mamiellaceae. The record is from RefSeq and is a predicted model, not a curated record. Gene Ontology annotation, cellular component: preribosome, small subunit precursor. The transcript has a single exon.